Molecule: messenger RNA, 1569 nt
Organism: Andrographis paniculata
Lineage: Eukaryota; Viridiplantae; Streptophyta; Magnoliopsida; Lamiales; Acanthaceae
Product: nucleobase-ascorbate transporter 7-like
Exons: 13
Coding region: 1-1569 (522 amino acids)
Biological process (GO): transmembrane transport
Cellular component (GO): membrane
Molecular function (GO): transmembrane transporter activity
Source: RefSeq, a predicted model, not a curated record
AUGUCGGAAGAAGAGCUGGAGACCGAGCCUGAGCCUCACCCAGUCCUCGAACAGCUGCCGGGAAUCCAAUACUGCAUCAACAGCCCUCCUCCAUGGCCUGAAGCUGUUUUGUUAGGCUUCCAGCAUUUUAUUCUGGCGAUCGGUUCAAUCGUGUUUAUUCCGACCAUGUUAAUCCCUGAAAUGGGUGGUGGUAACAAGGAGAAGGCGGCCGUAAUCCAGACAUCGAUGUUUGUUUCGGGUGUGAACACUCUGCUGCAUUCCUUCUUCGGCACGCGGCUGCCGUCGGUGAUCGGAGGAUCGUAUGCAUUCCUGAUUCCAGCGACAACGAUCAUCGGCGCCGGAAGAUACACCAGCAUCCAGUCGCCGGAGCAAAGAUUCCGGCAGUCGAUGAGGGAAAUCCAAGGCGCGUUGAUCGUGGCAUCGUGCUUCCAAAUGGUCCUCGGAUUUAGCGGCUUGUGGAGGAAUGUCGCGAGGCUCUUUAGCCCUCUUUCCAUGGUUUCGUUGAUCGCCUUCACCGCGCUUGGACUGUCUCAUCUCGGCUUUCCUCUGAUCGCCACAUGCACCGAGGUUGGAGUGCCGCAGCUGAUUCUAAUCGUCGCCAUUUCACAGUACCUUCCGAAAUUGAUACAUACGAAUAGGCCGGUGCUCGACAGAUACGCUCUGCUCAUCUCUGUUCCGUUUGUCUGGUUCUACGCCGCUGUCCUAACAUGGACAAACGCCGUACCCAAGAAUGCUCGGUGCAGAACUGAUGGCCCCGGCCUCAUUGGCGCGUCUCCUUGGUUACAUAUACCCUAUCCAUUCCAUUGGGGGCCUCCUACUUUCCGAGCAGGAAAAGCCUUCGCAAUGAUGGUGGCUUCUUUCGUUGCUUCGACUGAGUCGACCGGCUCGUUUAUUGCCGCGGCUAGAUAUGGCAGCGCGACGCCGGUGCCGCCUUCGGUGCUAAGCCGCGGCGUUGGAUGGCUGGGGAUUGGUACUCUGCUUAAUGCUUUGUUUGGGAGUGUCACUGGCACCAUGGCAACUGUUGAAAACACAGGCCUUUUAGCGUUGACAAGAGCUGGAAGUCGAAGGGUUGUCCAGAUUUCAUCCCUUUUCAUGAUCGUCUUCUCCAUUUUAGGCAAAUUUGGAGCUGUAUUGGCUUCUAUACCGCCGCCUAUUCUUGCAGCGUCGUACUGCGUCUUCUUCGGCUAUGUCUUAUCAGCGGGAUUAGGGUUUCUGCAGUUCUGCAACGUGAACAGCUUCAGGACAAAGUUUGUUCUGGGGUUUUCGUUCAUGGUAGGGCUGUCUGUGCCGCAGUACGGACGGGAGCAUUUUCUGGUACCGGAGGUGGGCCCUGUCCACAGCCGUGCGCAUUGGCUGAACGACAUGGUUUCGGUGGUGUUGAUGUCGAGUGCGACGGUGGCGGCGGCGGCGGCGGUGGCGGCGGACAUGAUUGUCCGGGACGAGGAGGCCCGGAAGGAUAACGGGUCGGAUUGGUGGGAGAAGUUCGUGGUUUACAGCAAAGAUGCGAGGACUGAUGAGUUCUAUCGAUUGCCUGGCAAACUGCUCAACAAAUGUUUCCCUUCUUUAUAA